This is a messenger RNA of Amaranthus tricolor (Joseph's coat), 5520 nucleotides long. Its product is annotated as phototropin-1. Lineage: Eukaryota; Viridiplantae; Streptophyta; Magnoliopsida; Caryophyllales; Amaranthaceae. Gene Ontology annotation, biological process: protein phosphorylation. The transcript is spliced from 24 exons. Gene Ontology annotation, molecular function: protein serine/threonine kinase activity; ATP binding. Gene Ontology annotation, cellular component: plasma membrane; cytoplasm; nucleus. The coding region runs from base 2240 to 5200 and encodes 986 amino acids. The record is from RefSeq and is a predicted model, not a curated record.
AGCCGAUAUUUCCCGGUCGUAAUGCCGAUUGCCGAAACUAUUCAACCUACAUAGACGUGGGCACAUAAUGUCCUCUCAACAGAAUCAAAAAUACUCGGUAGGAAUUAAAUUGAAUUGAAUUAAAUUGAAAGCUGCUAGUUAACUUCAAAGAUUCUAAUCACAGGAUGAUCAAAUUUGAACAGAUGAUGAGUGAUAGCUUAACUGGCCAAAAUGCAAAGUGUAUGUGCAAAUCGAGAGGUCCAAUUUGGGUAGAGGCCCAAAAAAGAAGGUCCAACUGCCUAGUACUGAAGAAGGAAGGUAGAAUCCAAAAAGGGAGAUGAGUGGCUAAUAUCAAUGAUGUUAUGUGAUGGGAACAACAAGGCGGUGGACAAUAGAGAGAUGCAGAUAAGAUCCACUGCCAUUUUUCUUUCAUUCUUGGUUUUGUAUUUUUUUGGAGCAAGCCUAUUUGGCUGUCUUAUUAUUGGCUUAUUGCAUGUGGUCUGGGCCCUUUCUGAAGGAUAUUUUUGGCCAUUACUAUGUUAUCAAUUUUUCCCAUUUUUUAUUGCUCUAUAAUACUUUCGUUCGUUCUGAAAUACUCGCUAUAUAAGAAUUUUUGACACUAUUUAUCACCUAAUAUGUAAGAAAAAAUAUAGUCAAGUUUGAUCUUAUUUGAAUAUUCUAAUCGCAUACUUUCAUAAUAUUAAGUUUUUAUAAUUUUUAGAUGUGUAUUGUUCAAUAUAUAAAUGAUCAAAAUAAUAAAUCAGAUUGCGAAAAAAGUCAAAUGUAGCAAAUAUAGUGGAACAGAGGUACUAUAAUGUGAGAAUGGGAUUAAAUGCUAUUGACAGCUGAGUUUGUCAAUAAGAUUAUAUGGAAGAAGGUAAGAACUAAGAACACAGUUGAAAGUAGUUGGGUACCAAAGUUAAAGGGAUGGUAAAAAGAAAAUAAAGCAAAAUUAAAUGAUAGAGGGAGUUCUCCAAUUAGUUAGUCAGACAAUAAGUAUGGAGUUAAGAGAUUGAAGGAUUAUAAAUAAAUAAAUAAUACUAUAAUAAUGUUGCAAAAAUAGGAUAACCAAAAUUUGUAAUUAGAGGAUUGAGUUUUGUCUCAAUUGAAACAAGCAUUGUUUUUUUCUAGUUAGAUUAUGAAUUUGAUUCUCAUACAACCCAUUUCCUUUAGUCAGCCUACCUUGCUAUCAAAAAACAAAUGUAAUUGUAGCAAGUUUAGUGGGAUGGAAGAAUAGUAAUUAUCGUCUUAUUAGUGAGUAUUUGGAUUAAGUUUUCUCUAUUGUCAUGUUACUUAUACGGGGAAUUGUUUUUGAAAUAAAAGUCCUGUGGGAAUUCAUAAUUCAUGAGAAUUUAUUUUUCAUACUAAUUUCCUUGGAAUUGAACUACAUUUUAGUUGAGGAUGAGGAAUUGUGUAAUAUAGGACCAUAGAUAAACAUACUCAUACACCUCAUGGGAAUUUAGACUUUCAGGGAGUUUUAUAUUAUGAUCUAUAAAUUCUAAUUAUUUUGUUAAACAAAUGAAACACUAAUUUGCAUUAAUCUUUUGCAUUAAUAUAAUCAAUAAUAGGUGAUUAGUGAAAUGUUUUUUUUUUCUUGUUUGUGAAUUGGUGUGUAACUUUUUUAUUGUGUUUGUAUCUCUCUAUUUUGGUCACAAAUAAGCUACAUUUGUUAAUAAUAACACAGCAAAAACAGAAAUAUCUAGCUUACAUGUGGUGUAGAAUCUACAUGGUCUUGUUUUGUACUCGAUAUCUAACAUGAUUGACUUGUCAUGUUGAGCAAUAAGCUAAGCUAAGAGGAUGGGAGCCAUUUUGAUGCAACCCAACUGCAGGUAAAACACUGGAAAUCCAACGUGCUCGAAAAGACUACAAUUCUUGUCGUUGCCAUUUUCCGUCCUUAUACUAGUGAAUUCCUCCCCUCCUAAUUUUUCUUGAUGUAUCACAGUAAUACAACCAAUUAGACCAGAGUUAGCUGUCUUGGGCAUAAUUGAAGCAUCAUUUUAUCUGGUUAAAUUUUCUGGGCAUGGGGUAGAAACUAGAAAGCAGUGCCAUGUGAGGCUUAGCUCUGUUAAGCAUGGGAGUGGUGUGGCAUUUUUAUGCUCCUUUUCUGAUAAUCCACUGAAGCACCAUCCUCGUUGUUUGGAGCAAUCAUUUUUCUUCUUUUUGAUUGACUUCUAUAUAUUGAUUAGUAAUGUUCAUUCCUAGUCACAGUUAGGGACCUGAGCAGUAUUUCUCAUAAGUCACAGUCUUACGUCUGAAGGUAAUGGAGUCUGAUCGUUUGAGCAAGCAGUCGUCACUCGUUCCACCCUUUCCAAGAGACUCUCGUGGCUCAUUAGAAGUAUUCAAUCCAUCUGCUUACUCUUUCAGUAAACCAACCAUCCCUGUUUUCCAAUCCUCGUCUACUUGGCAAAGUAAUAAGCUUGAGCAGGUGAAGGAGGAGGAUGCGAAACUCCAACCCAUAUCAAGUCGGCCCAAACCCGAUGAAAUCACCUCAUGGAUGGCUCUACCUGACCCGACCCCGGCAAUCCACAAAAUAGCAAGUUCAAAAGAGGACGAUCAUCAAAAAAAGUCUAAAGAUUCUAGUACUGCUAAAGCUGAGCAGAGAGCAGCUGAGUGGGGUUUAGUGCUUAAAACUGAUGAUGAAACUGGGAAGCCACAAGGUGUGAAGGUCAGGACUUCGGGUGGGGAUGAACCAAAUCCUAAACCCGAGAGCUCAAGAAGGGAAUCGGGUGGGUCAGUCCGGAGUUCAGGUGAUUCGUCUGACGGUGGGUUCACAAGGAACAUUCCAAGAGUUUCUGAAGAUUUGAAGGAUGCUUUAUCCACAUUUCAGCAAACAUUUGUUGUGUCGGAUGCUACCAAACCCGAUCAUCCCAUUCUUUAUGCAAGUGAAGGUUUCUUUAAGAUGACUGGAUACAACUCUAGAGAAGUUAUUGGCAGAAACUGCCGGUUUUUACAGGGAGCAGAAACAGACUCAGAAGAGUUGGAAAAAAUUAGAGAAUCUUUGCAGAAGGGUAACAGCUACUGUGGGAGGUUACUGAAUUAUAAGAAAGAUGGCACACCUUUCUGGAACCUUCUAACAAUUGCACCCAUCAAAGAUGAAACGGGAAAAGUUCUUAAGUACAUAGGGAUGCAAGUGGAGGUGAGCAAGCACACAGAAGGCUCCAAAGAUAAGAUGGUUCGUCCUAAUGGACUGCCUGAAUCAUUAAUUCGAUAUGAUGCUCGUCAGAAAGAUAUGGCUGCUAGUUCAGUCAAUGAGCUGUUACAGGCAGUGCAAAGGCCUAGGGCAUUAAGUGAAUCUGGGAAUCGACCCUUCCGGAGAAAAUCAGGUGGUGCAGAUGAAAAGAACAGAGCACAGUCUCAGAUGAGGAGAAAAUCAGAACAUGUACCUCCAGCUAGGCGUUUAUCAUUGGAAAGUCUCAGUGAGAUUCCUGAAAAGAAACAUAAAAAAACUGGACGUCGUUCCUUCAUGGGGAUUCUAAAGAAAAGCAAGCCCAACGAGGAGCUUAUUAACAAUGAAGAAACUUUUGAUGAUAAUGGAAGCUCCGAGGAUGAGGAUUUUGAUUUAGAUUAUGAUGAUGCAAGACCUGAUAGUGUAGACGACAAAGUAAGGAAAAAGGAAAUGAGAAAGGGUAUUGACCUUGCAACUACACUGGAGCGUAUAGAGAAGAAUUUUGUCAUCACUGAUCCAAGGCUUCCUGAUAAUCCUAUUAUUUUUGCGUCUGACAGCUUCUUAGAGCUGACAGAGUACAGUCGUGAAGAGAUUUUGGGAAGAAAUUGCAGGUUUCUGCAAGGGCCUGAAACAGAUCCUGAAACAGUGCGUAAAAUCAGAAAUGCAAUAGAUACUGAAACAGAAGUUACAGUUCAGCUAAUUAACUACACAAAAACUGGGAAGAAAUUCUGGAAUGUGUUCCAUCUACAGCCCAUGCGCGACCAAAAGGGAGAAGUUCAGUACUUCAUUGGGGUACAGUUAGAUGGAAGUCAACAUGUUGAACCACUUCAAAACAGCAUUCCAGUAGCUGCUGUUGAAGAGAGUGAGAAACUGGUGAAAGAAACUGCACAAAACGUUGAUGUCGCAGUUAGAGAACUCCCAGAUGCCAACAAGAAACCCGAGGACUUGUGGGCUAAUCAUUCAAAAAUUGUACAACCAAAGCCCCACAGGAAAGACAGUGCCACAUGGAAAGCUAUUCGAAAGUUGACGGAAAGUGGAGAGCAAAUAGGGCUUAAACAUUUUAAACCAGUAAGGCCUCUAGGAGCUGGUGACACUGGAAGUGUGCAUCUGGUGGAAUUGAUCGGAACUGGUGAAAAUUUUGCCAUGAAGGCAAUGGAUAAAAAUGCUAUGCUUAACCGAAACAAGGUCCAUAGAGCUUGUGCAGAAAGAGAAAUUCUGGAUAUGUUGGAUCAUCCUUUUCUCCCUGCAUUAUAUGCUUCAUUUCAGACACCCACUCAUAUUUGUCUGAUAACUGACUACUGCCCUGGUGGGGAGCUAUUUCUACUUUUGGAUGGACAACCAACUAAGGUCUUGAAAGAAGACGCGGCAAGAUUUUAUGCCGCGGAGGUGAUCGUUGCAUUGGAAUACCUUCAUUGCCAAGGUAUAAUCUAUCGGGACUUAAAGCCUGAGAACAUUCUAAUUCAGAGCAAUGGCCAUAUCACUUUGACAGAUUUUGAUCUAUCUUGUCUAACAUCUUGCAUGCCUCAGCUGCUCGUUCCAGAGAUCCGUGAAAAGAGAAGGCAACACAAGUCUCAAAAAGCUCCAAUAUUUUUGGCUGAACCUAUGCGAGCGUCAAAUUCCUUUGUUGGGACAGAGGAAUAUAUAGCUCCGGAAAUUAUUGGUGGGACUGGCCAUACGAGCGCAGUCGAUUGGUGGGCAUUAGGAAUUCUCUUGUAUGAGAUGCUCUAUGGAUAUACGCCUUUUCGUGGUAAAACUAGGCAAAGAACUUUCACCAAUGUACUUCAAAAGAAUCUCAAAUUUCCAUCUAGUAAACAAGUGAGUCUGCACGCGAAACAGCUGAUGUACCAAUUGUUACAGAAAGACCCGAAGAAUAGAUUGGGAGCGAAUGAAGGUGCCAACGAAAUUAAACGACACCCUUUCUUUCGUGGAGUCAAUUGGGCUCUGAUUCGCUGCAUGAAUCCUCCUGAGCUUGAAGUUCCAUUCUCUACUGACCCAGAGAAGGAAGCCAAAAUUACUGACCCUGGAAUGCUAGAUCUCCAAACAAAUGUCUUCUAAGACAAGGAAGCUUUAUCACAAGAGCUCAUUUAAGUCAUGUUCUUUAUGUUAAAUAUUUUACUUUUAGGAAUCAAAAAAGGAGAAAUUGAGAUGAGAUAUGCUCAUUUAAGUCAUGUUCUUUAUGUUAAAUAAGUUACUUUUAGGAAGAAAUUAAAGUAUGAUUUGUUUAUUUAUUUAUGUUCAGGUUUAUGUUUGAGUCGGUGACUAUUUUAAAUGUUCUUUAUAAUUGUAUAUUUUCAUUCAAUUUAUGUUAUAUAUUUGUAAUAGUUUUGAUGUAUUUCAAAAUUUGCAAUUAAUCUAAUGCUUUUAUUUGUAUCUUA